Molecule: messenger RNA, 535 nt
Organism: Staurois parvus
Lineage: Eukaryota; Metazoa; Chordata; Amphibia; Anura; Ranidae
Source: the annotation of a GenBank genome assembly
UGGUCAUCUCCUGUACUGUGUCCGCAGUCUCCGGUCAUCUCCCAUACUGUGUCUGCAUUCUCUGGUCAUCCCCUGUACUAUGUUUGCAGUCUCUGGUCAUCUCCUGUACUAUGUCUGCAGUCUCUGGUCAUCUCCUGUACUAUGUCUUCAGUCUCCAGUCAUCUCCUGUACUGUGUCUGCAGUCUUUGGUCAUCUCCUGUACUGUGCCCACAGUCUCUGGUCAUCUCCUGUACUGUGUCCACAGUCUCUGGUCCUCUCCUGUACUAUGUCCACAGUCUCUGGUCAUCUCCUGUACUGUGUCCGCAGUCUCUGGUCAUCUCCUGUACUGUGCCCACAGUCUCUGGUCAUCUCCUGUACUGUGUCCGCAGUCUCUGGUCAUCUACUGUACUAUGUCCAGAGUCUCUGGUCAUCCCCUGUAACGUGUCCGCAGUCUCUGGUCAUCUCCUGUACUGUGUCUGCAGUCUCUGGUAAUCUCCUGUACUAUGUCUGCAGUCCAUUGGUUCAGAAUAUUUUUUUUCUUGUUUUCCUACUCUAA